CCGUGGAACUGGAUGGGUUUUCUGAUUUAUUUCAUUGAUUUGUUGCUGAACAAAUAUCGCUGUUUUGGAUUAUUUAAAAGGUGAUCCUAAUCGAGAUGCUGGAGCCUCAGGCGAAUCGGGUCAUGGCCCUGGCAGAGUGGGAGGAGUGCUGGCAAGAGGAAAGAAUUGGCUUCCAUCAGCCACGUGUGCACAAGAUGCUGGAGAGCAACAUGGAUAAAGUUGUCGCCGGACGGACGCAAGUUCGCUUCUUCUUCCCCCUCUGCGGAAAAGCCGUAGAUAUGAAGUGGCUCUCUGACAUAGGUCAUUCUGUGGUUGGGGUGGAGAUUUCCAAAAAGGCUAUCAAGCAGUUCUUUGAGGAGAACAACGUGCCGUACAGCGAGGAGCCGCUUCCUGACAUACCUGGCAAGCUUUAUAAGAGCACAGAGGGAAAUAUCUCCUUAUAUCAAUGUGACAUCUACAGUUUCUCCAGUUCCACUGAGGGCCAGUUUGGGGCGAUUUGGGACAGAGGCUCUCUGGUGGCCAUCAACCCCGGAGACCGAGAAAAAUAUGCUGCUCUCAUCAUGUCUCUGAUGGCCAAAGACUGCAGAUACCUCCUGGACACUUUGAUAUAUAAUCCAGAAUUAUAUAAAGGUCCUCCGUUUUUUGUGCCUGAUGAACAAGUACAUCAUCUUUUUGGGAACAGCUGCUUUAUCGAGCUGCUGCAGUCCGUCGAUGCCUUCACAGAGAAAGCUAAAGCAUGGGGACUGACCGCCCUGACUGAAAACGUGCACCUCAUCACUCCAAAGUCAACCUAAAAAUCACCUCCCACAUGUUCACAGUGUUAUAGCUCCUGAAGACCCAAAUCAAAUAAUCUGCUGCACUUUGAGGAAAACGUGUUUUUUAUUUCUGACUUAAUAAAAUGUGUUUGUAAA
Thalassophryne amazonica is the source of this 911-nucleotide messenger RNA. RefSeq names its product probable thiopurine S-methyltransferase. The record is from RefSeq and is a predicted model, not a curated record. Gene Ontology annotation, molecular function: thiopurine S-methyltransferase activity. Bases 96 to 794 code for a protein of 232 amino acids. Lineage: Eukaryota; Metazoa; Chordata; Actinopteri; Batrachoidiformes; Batrachoididae. The transcript is spliced from 9 exons.